AUCUGGGAAAACAACAGUUGGAAAACAUUUAGCUAAAAAACUUGGAUAUACAUUUAUCGAUAGUGGUGUCUUAUAUCAUUAUUUUGCAAUGGUUUACUCUUUUCUUUUUGAUGAUUUAAUUUACUUACAACUUAAAAGCAAAAAAAAGACAAUUAUCAAUAAUUCAGUAUUUUAUCUAGAAGAAUUUAAUCUUGUUUAUAAUCUUAAUAGUGUAUUAUAUUUAGAAAAUAGACAAAGGGCAAGAUUUGUUGUAGUUGGAUGUGAUGUAACAACAAAUAUUCUUUCAAAUGCUGAUAUAAAAAUUGUCCUUAUAGCUAAUCUAAUUACACGAAUUAAUAGAAGAUGUGAUGAAACUAAAAGCACAGCUACUGAAAUUACUCGUGAUAUUAUAUCUAGAAAUGAAAAAUCAUACAAAUUUAUUAAAAAUGCAAUUAAA
Dentiscutata erythropus is the source of this 436-nucleotide messenger RNA. Lineage: Eukaryota; Fungi; Glomeromycota; Glomeromycetes; Diversisporales; Gigasporaceae. The record is from the annotation of a GenBank genome assembly.